GCGUCCAAAAAAACUUGAAAUCGGCCCUAAUUAAUCGGCCAUUCCGAUUAAUUGGUCGACCUCUAAUGUAAACGUAGUGCCUCCAUGUGUUUCCAUUCCAGUGAAAUGGUGUUUAACAUCUAGUCUCUCUCUCGAUAUCUCCCUCUCUCACCAUGAUUACAACCUUUGAAGGCCAGCCAAAACAUUUAGUUUAAUCUGUUAAAUCCUUUCAAUAAGAUGUUUUUGAUUGUAGACUGAGGGUUCCAUUGCCCCCUUCUACCCUCCCAGCUUUCCAACACAAUGGCAGCCCAUCAUAACCACAACCACAAUCCCAACACAACAGUCACACUAACCAUUACAAAUGGCAGUCAGAGGAUGUUUUCACUCAGAAACAGUACUGACUAAUGUGUGUUAGAAGAACUGCAACUGAGGAAGUCAACCAAUCUAUAUAGAGAGAGGAGUAAAGGGAGAAUCUUAGAGAGUGUUUUGGAGAGUGGUAGAGAAAGAAGGAAUUGGAGAGAAAAGAGGAUAAGUGGAAGAGGGGGAGAGGAAGAAAGAGAGAGAGAGGCUCACUGCCUGUUGACUCACUGAGCAGGAAUGACUUGACCGGUCGUGAUCUGUAUGACUGAGCAGUGUGCACGCUUUCUCUUUCACACACGCUCUCUCUCUCUCUCUCUUGCACUCUCUCGCCACAGACACACUUACCAGCUGAGUGGAGAGCUCCAGCACAGCCUCAGGGACUUAGAGGGACUCCGCCGGGGAAGAGAGACAGGCAGGGACCCCCCCCCCCCCUCUGGAGCUCACUGGAACUUACUCUGUUUUUCUCUCUCUCUCUUUCUCUCUCUCUUUGUCUGUUCUCUCUCACUCAGUCUCUCUCCCCUUUCUCUCCCAUUAUCUCUCUAUUUCUACUCUCUCCUUCUGUCUCUUUCCCUCGCUCUUUUUCCCUCUCCUUCUCUCUCUCUCUGUCUAUCCCUCUUUCUCAGAAUGGACACAGGAUGUGAAGAGAGCAGGUGGCUGACAGUCUCACAGCAACAGACCCUUGGUUGGCAGAGCGGUUGCUGAGCUUUGAGAACAACAGUCAGGGCUUUAGGGAAUAAGGCUUUCCUCCAGCCAGUGAAUAAGGAUGAGAUUAUUGCUCCAAAGGCCCGUGAGAUCUAUCAGAAAGCAAAAGGCGUUUAAUGACAGGAUGGAGUGUCAGAAGCUGCUGGAGGUUCAGGGGCAAGGGAAGUCUAGCCGCCAUAAGAAUCGAGUGGCGCUCAUGUUCAAGGCCUCGGAGGCCAACCUGGACAGGACAGCCUUACUCAUAGCCAACAACCCCCUGCCUGACCUCCAUAACCUGAAGGAGGGUGACAGCCCCACCAAAUACCUGGCAGGCAACCCCCCCGCCCCCGCCAAGAGGCUUGAAGCCAUUCGGGGUCGUCAGAGUGGUUUUCCUCCUCUGAAACAUCCUCUUAAAUUGCCAUCUGGGAUGGGAAGAGAUGUCAGCAAGCGGAGCAGCAGAGCUCCAUCAUGGGUGCAAACGAGUCUCUGUGUGCAGUUCUCUGAGGAUAGGUCAACGUUUUCAGACAGGGACAACUGGAAAGAAGGUACUUCCCUAGAUCUGACCCAGAGCACUGAGGUCAAAGAUCAGUGCAGUGAACUGUGUGAGCCCCUCACUCUCUCGGCCCUGCUGGAGACUGCAGUCACAGUAACAGCACCAGGACAGGGGGCGUUCCGCUACGGACAGACUGCCUACUGGAACGUGACCAACAGCUGUGAACUGCCGCCAUGACUCCUGAUGCCUGGACCUUUCAAUGCAUGCACGCAAUAGCUGUUUGCCAACUAUGUGUUGAAAUUCAGCAAUAAAUACUUUAUGGUUUAAAUUAUUUUUUGGACAUAUCAAGCCUGUGUGUGUGUGUGUGUGUGUGUGUGUGUGUGUGUGUGUGUGUGUGUGUGUGUGUGUGUGUGUGUGUGUGUGUGUGUGUGUGUGUGUGUGUGUGUGUGUGUGUGUGUGUGUGUGUGUGUGUGUUUGUGUGUACUUUAAAGCACUAUUUAAGAAGUUUUUGGGGAAUCUGUACUUUACUUAAAUAUUUAUAUUAAACUUUUACUUUUACGUCACUACAUUCCUAAAAAAUAUAUUUUUACUCCAAACAUUUUCCCUGACAACCCAAAGUACUCUUACAUUUUGAAUGCUUAACAUAACAGGAAAAUUGUGU
Molecule: messenger RNA, 2174 nt
Organism: Oncorhynchus gorbuscha (pink salmon)
Lineage: Eukaryota; Metazoa; Chordata; Actinopteri; Salmoniformes; Salmonidae
Exons: 7
Coding region: 1103-1750 (215 amino acids)
Source: RefSeq, a predicted model, not a curated record